UAAAAAAUAGCAUCUUUCUUGGCGCGAUGAUAACAAAAUGAAAUCCAUUUUAACCGAGGACUUUUCCGAUAUGAAGAAAAACUUUCCCUACAAAUUGGACGGUUAUGACAAACAAGGGCGACCACUUUUGAUCAUGGACUUUGGCGAUUGGGAUUUGGACGGGGCUGCGGAACGUGGCGAGAUUGACCGCGUGCUCCGCUACUAUGACCGCAUGUUGGAAGAAGCUGAACAAAAAGUGCUCGAUUUGCAACAUCAAGGCAAAAUAUUACACAAUUCACCUGGCUCAUGAACCAAGAUAACAAAGCUACCGUCAGUUUUGCAGCUGCCCGGUGUUACUGGCAUGCCCCCAGUGUUUAUGAAAAACAUCAUCCCGGCUCCAGUGCGAAAACAAUGUUCAUAAACUCUCCGUCUCUCUUUUCCCCGGUCAUGUCUGCCAUGCGGCCCUUGAUGUCACAGGACACGAACGAGAUUAUGGACAACUACGGGGAUGAGAACGAGUGGAAACCCCUCCUCUUGGAUUGGGUCGACCCAGAACAACUGCCCCCUUCCUACGGGGGAACGAAGGGAGUUAAAGGCGGGAAGGGCAAAAUUCUCGUGGGCACGUUUCAUGGAGACGCGAAUAAACCGAGGUCUUGGUCCUGGCCCAAAGCUUUCGGAUUUAGACAUUGAUCCGAUUUCUGGCCUGGACUACCAACGAAAAAUAUUGUUUUUCGAAAAAAUGUUUUUCAAAAUGUUGCUUCUUGCCUGGAAUACUUAUUAACGGAAAAAUACUGAUUUUUGAAAAAAAAUAUUUCUUUUAAAAUAUUGAUUAGUGCUUUAAAUUCUUAUUACUCGAAAACUUAUUUUAUCCCGGUUAAAAAAUAUUUCUAUUAAAGAUAUUGCUUCUUCUGCCUUAAAUACUUAUUAAUUGAGAAAUAUUGCUUUUAAAAAUAUUGAUCAUCUGUUAUACUUAAUAUGAAUUGGUAAAAUAAAAUUUUGAAAAUGUAAAAUUUUGACUUCCCCUGUAUUCUUUACGAGUUACCAUUUUCAUAUUUGCCUUGGACGUUGUAUUUGUGGCCUAAAUAUCUACUUCCUUGCCGAGAUUUGUUUGCACACCAUUUUAAGGAAUUUUUUCUUUUCGUUUUUUUUGCUCAAUUCGAACUCGUCGCGGAUACCUCGGUGGCAAAGUUUUCUCAGAAUUCCGACAAAGGCUGCGUGAUAGAUAAGAGCGUUCCUUGUAUUU
This is a messenger RNA of Folsomia candida, 1222 nucleotides long. Its product is annotated as SEC14-like protein 2. NCBI's taxonomy places the organism in Eukaryota, Metazoa, Arthropoda, Collembola, Entomobryomorpha, Isotomidae. The transcript is spliced from 4 exons. The record is from RefSeq and is a predicted model, not a curated record. Bases 286 to 669 code for a protein of 127 amino acids.